Messenger RNA from Schizosaccharomyces osmophilus, 1602 nucleotides. It is a transcript of the gene dbp3, whose product is annotated as ATP-dependent RNA helicase Dbp3. Gene Ontology annotation, molecular function: RNA binding; RNA helicase activity; ATP binding. Bases 1 to 1602 code for a protein of 533 amino acids. The record is from RefSeq and is a predicted model, not a curated record. The transcript has a single exon. Gene Ontology annotation, cellular component: nucleolus. NCBI's taxonomy places the organism in Eukaryota, Fungi, Ascomycota, Schizosaccharomycetes, Schizosaccharomycetales, Schizosaccharomycetaceae. Gene Ontology annotation, biological process: rRNA processing.
AUGGGAAAACGCUCGAUUAAAGAGGUUAAAGAUACCGGACUAGAAAAGAAUGUGGAAGGAGAGACUAUAAAACGUAAAGAAAAGAAGACUAAGCACGAACACAAAAAGGAAAAGAAGGAAAAGAAUUCAGGCGAGAAAUCCGACAAGAAAAAGAAAGACAAGAAGGAGAAGAAAAGAAAGGAGAAAUCUGAAGAAGAGUCCACUUCUCAAGAGGGAGAAAACAAUGGUGAAGAAGAGAAGACUGCUUCAAAACAAAGUCCUUCUCAAUCCACGGCGAACGAGACUGCAUGUAAAGAAUAUGCAAAGAAGCAUGAAAUUAACUAUUUGGAUCCCGUUUCUAAAACUUCUCUGUUGCCAUUAUUGGAUUUCUCUGAACUUCCAAUUGAAGACAAUUUAAGAUUGGGAUUAAAGAACUUCAAGGAGCCUACUCCAAUUCAAGCAGCUUCAUGGCCUUAUUUGUUUUCUGGAAGAGAUGUUGUUGGUGUUGCUGAAACUGGUUCUGGUAAAACAGUCGCUUUUGGCAUUCCAGCUCUUCAGUAUCUUCAAAAUCUGCCCAAAGAAAAGCCAACGACACGUAUUUUGGUUGUCAGCCCAACUAGAGAGUUGGCUAUCCAAACGUAUGAAAAUAUCAAAGGCUUAACUUCCGAUACCUCUUUCAAAGUUGCUGUAGUUUACGGUGGUGCCCCAAAAAGCGAGCAAGUUCGUGCUGCUCGUGAUGCUAGUGUUGUCAUUGGUACCCCAGGUCGGUUGCUUGAUUUAAUCAACGACGGUGCUGUUGAUUGUUCGAAAGUGGGAUAUUUGGUCUUGGACGAGGCCGAUCGUAUGUUGGAUACAGGUUUCGAACAAGACAUUCGAAGCAUUAUAAGUCAAACACCGAAUCCUCUUAAGGGAGAAGCCCGUCAAACAGUCUUCUAUAGUGCUACUUGGCCUGACUCUGUUCGAUCACUUGCAGCCACUUUCUUGAAGGAUCCUGUUAAAAUUACUAUUGGUAGUGAAGAGUUGUCUGCUUCUCAAAAUAUCACUCAAAUAGUAGAAUUGUUGGAAGAUUCCAGAGACAAGGAAAGAACCUUAAUCAACGUCAUCUCCAAGACUCUUGCUUCCGCUGAUCAAGGAGAUAAAAUUUUGGUAUUUGUUUUGUACAAAAAGGAAGCUGCCCGUGUUGAAAGUACUUUGGCCAGAAGGUUCAAUGCUGUCGGAAUUCAUGGUGAUAUGUCUCAAGGCGCUCGUCUUCAAGCCCUUGAAAACUUCAAAACUAAUAAAUCACCUGUUUUGGUUGCUACCGAUGUUGCUGCUCGUGGUCUCGAUAUCCCCCAAGUGCAACUUGUGAUUAAUGUUACCUUCCCUUUGACAAUUGAGGAUUACAUCCACCGUAUUGGCCGUACAGGAAGAGCAAAUACCAAGGGUGUUUCUCAUACUUUUUUCACUCCCGAAGACAAGUCUCAUGCAGGUGAGCUUAUCAAUGUUCUGCGUCAAGCUAAACAGGAGGUUCCUGAGGGAUUAUAUAAGUAUGGCACCGCUGUAAAGCCCAAAGUGAACGCUUAUGGUUCUCGUGUGACAAAUGACGCUCCUAUGAAAGCAGCUACUAAAAUCACCUUUGAUUGA